Molecule: messenger RNA, 2067 nt
Organism: Polistes dominula (European paper wasp)
Lineage: Eukaryota; Metazoa; Arthropoda; Insecta; Hymenoptera; Vespidae
Gene: Hmgs
Product: hydroxymethylglutaryl-CoA synthase
Biological process (GO): acetyl-CoA metabolic process
Molecular function (GO): hydroxymethylglutaryl-CoA synthase activity
Source: RefSeq, a predicted model, not a curated record
AAGACAGUAAUUUAUUAUCACAAAGAAAGUAAUAUCGUUGGAAAACCGGUGAAUGAAUUAAAAAAAGAAAGUGUCCUCUUUCUUAAAUGUUACAUAAAAGCUGAAGGAAUAAAUUAAUUGAACGUACCACUGCUAAGAAAUCUAUUUGUCAUCAAGAAUUUAAGAUUGUCAACAUACGUAUAAAUAUAUAUUUAAAUAUUAUUCUUGGAAGAAUUGAAGAUGUGGCCUAAUGACGUUGGUAUCAGAGCUAUUGAAGUUUAUUUCCCAGCUCAAUAUGUCGAUCAAACAGAAUUGGAAGCUUACGAUGGUGUAUCAACAGGAAAAUACACCAUAGGACUGGGACAAUCUAAAAUGGGAUUUUGCAAUGACAGAGAAGAUAUUAAUUCCUUAUGUUUAACUGUCGUCCAUAGAUUAUUGGACAGGUAUGGAAUUAAACCACAAGAAAUUGGUAGAUUGGAAGUUGGAACUGAAACAAUAAUAGAUAAGAGCAAAUCAGUUAAGUCUGUUCUUAUGCAAUUAUUUGAACCAUUUGGUUGUACGGAUAUCGAAGGUGUAGACUGUACUAACGCUUGUUAUGGUGGUACAGCAGUUUUAUUCAAUGCUAUUUCUUGGGUAGAAAGCAGUGCAUGGGAUGGAAGAUUAGCAUUGGUUGUUGCAGCUGAUAGUGCUGUUUAUUCACCAGGUAGUGCAAGACCUACCGGUGGAGCUGGAGCUAUUGCUAUGAUCAUUGGUCCAGAUGCACCAAUUGUAUUAGAUCGUGGACUACGCGCAUCAUAUAUGCAACAUGCAUAUGAUUUUUAUAAGCCUGAUUUACGUUCAGAGUAUCCAUACGUCGAUGGAAAAUUAUCCAUUCAAUGUUACCUUCAUGCUUUGGAUAGUUGUUAUCAAUUGUACUGUAAAAAAGUUAAAUCAAAAAAGCCAGAUGAAAAUGUUACUUUGAACAACUUCGACGCUAUGUUAUUUCAUUCUCCGUAUUGUAAACUUGUACAAAAAUCAUUUGCCAGACUAGCGUUUGUUGAUUUUUUAAAUACAUCUAAAGCAGAUGUUUCUGAAAAGUACAAAGAGUUAGAACAAUUUCAUGGAGUUAAGUUAGAAAAUACGUAUUUUGAUAAAGAUAUCGAAAAAGCAUUUGUAACUUUAAGCAAAUCAAAUUUUACAGAUAAAACUGAACCUAGUUUAUUUUUAGCUAAUCAAGUCGGUAAUAUGUAUACAGCAUCGGUUUAUUCCGGAUUAGUAUCUUUACUUAUAUCUAAGCCUAUAAACGAAUUAGCUGGCAAUAAAGUAGCCGUAUUUUCGUAUGGUUCAGGUUUAUGUUCCAGUAUGUAUUCGUUGACAAUAACAAAAGAUAUCCAAAAUGAAUCUAAAUUAAUGAAAAUUAUUUCAAUGUUAGAUUACGUUAAAUUGCAAUUAGAAGAAAGACAAAAAAUAGCACCGGAAGACUUUACUAGCAUAUUAGAAUUAAGAGAACAAAAUUAUCACAGCAAAUCUUACGAACCUACAAGUAACAUCAACCAUAUGUUCCCUGGUACUUACUAUCUUGUUAAAGUAGAUGACAAAUAUCGAAGAACUUAUAAAAGAAUACCAAAUAGUCAAUAGCUUUCUUUAAACAAUUUAUUAUAGUUUAACUUGGUUAAAUGAACACAUCUUGUGCACGGGAAGCAACUAAAAUUGUUUUGAACGAUAUCAUACUUUGAAACAUUUUUAAAUUUUUCAUUAUCCUAGUUUUUUAUUUAUUUUUUUUUUUAGAGGGAAUAAAUACAUUGUGUGUGAUUUUUAAAGAGAAAAUACAAGUUUUAUUAAAACAAAAAUCUAAUGUUUAGAAACUACAGUUAUUUUAUGCAAUAAGAAUUUUGUGUCCAGACUGUAAACAAUCGUCCGCUAUACAGCAAGACUUUGGCAGCAAAGUAUCCGCACAAGAUGUGUUAAGUUAAAUAUACUUGAAACUUAUCCAAUGAGAUAUAUUGUAGCACAAUACAUGCAUCUGUAUAUAGUUUCAAGAAAUAUUUUCUAUUUAGAAUUUGUACCUAUCUUUUUUAAUAAAAUAUCUCAUAUAAUUUUAAUAGAUAA